Molecule: messenger RNA, 930 nt
Organism: Ficedula albicollis (Collared flycatcher)
Lineage: Eukaryota; Metazoa; Chordata; Aves; Passeriformes; Muscicapidae
Product: cytochrome b-245 light chain
Exons: 4
Biological process (GO): superoxide anion generation
Cellular component (GO): NADPH oxidase complex
Molecular function (GO): heme binding
Source: RefSeq, a predicted model, not a curated record
UAUCCCGCGGUGACCGUCGCUCCCGGUGUUCCCGCAGUCCUGCUGACGGGCGGCAUCGUGGCGGUGGCGGGGCAGUUCAAGGGCUGGUACUUCGCGGCGUAUUCCAUCGCCGCAGGUGUGCUGGUCUGCCUGCUCGAGUAUCCCAGGAGCAAGCGGCAAAAGGGCUCCACCAUGGAGAGGUGUGGCCAGAAGUACCUGACAGCCGUGGUGAAGCUGUUUGGGCCCCUCACACCUGCUGGGGGGCCCCCCCCCGACGCCCGCAAGAAGCAGCCGGAGGUGGGGGGGCAGGUGAACCCCAUCCCUGUGGAGGUGGAAUAAUGGGGGAUCCUCCUGCCCUGCUGCCCUGCUGCUGCUUCCCAGCUGCUCCUGGAUCCACUGCAGGGAUCCCCAAAACCUCAGGGAUCCCCAGAACUCGGCACCAGGGGGUGCUGAGCUCCUUGGUGUGGGUCCUUAACUCCUGGUGAUGCUCAGAUCCCUGGGAUCAGCAUUUCCCCCUGCUCCCCAAGGGAUCCCCAAAUCCCCACUGGUGCUGUGGCCAUCUCCAAAUCCCCAGCAAUGCUCAGCUCCUCUAUGAUCUCUGUCUUCUAGGGAUCCCCAAAUCCCCUAAGAUGCUCAGUUCCCAAAUUCCCAGGGGUGUGAUGUUCCCUUUGGGGUUUCCAGUCCCCAGGGGCUUCCCAACUUCUGGAGAUUCCCAAAUUCCUGGGGCUGUUCAACUCCCUGUGGGGUCUCCAGCUCCUGGACCUCCCCAGGGAUGUUCAGCUUCUUGUGAGGUCUGCAGCCCCCCCAAAGGCACACCUGCUCCUAAGGAUCCUCCAAAUCCUUGGGAAUUCUCAGCUCCCUGCCUCUCCUGUUUCCAGGGGCUCCUCAGCUCCUGGGAAACCCCAAAUCCCUGGGCAUGCUCAGCUCCCUGAGGGUCCCGACUCUCCGAGC